AUGGCUAGCUUUAUUCGGAAUGGCGGCCAACAACACUGCACAAUGAUUACCUACCACCAGACCUUGCAUAUUAAUUCCGUUCUGCUUAAAUCGCAUGACAUCCUGAACUAUGCGUCCCAUUCCUUCGGCUGUCAGGGAUCCGCAAAGACGCCUUCUAUGGAUAUUCUUCAAUCCAUUCCCACUGGCGAUACGAUUUUUCUACGCCACUGGAGUUUCUUGGUCAAUGCUUCUCACGUUGUAUACACUGCAGACCCCAUCUGUAUUUCAAAUGUUCCGAACGUCAUUUCAUCUGGUUCGUCAAAUUGGCCAAGCGUUGAGGCGCCCAACGAGAAUCAUUUCAAACUCUUUAGUCGUUGGCAGGAGAGUUUCUCAAAGGAUGGCCAUCAGAGAUCCCAAAAUUCGUUUCGGCCCUGGAAUAUGCUUCGCCUCAGCUUGGCCCGAGUGAAGGAUCAAGAAGUGAGAGGAGCAGAGGGUAAUGCUGUCGGAAAGAGUCAGCCUACAGAGUUUUUCACACGAGUAACAAACUCCCCAACACCUCUUGGUACCCUCAUUCAAGAGCUAAGGACUGGAAUACCACCUGUAGUAGUUUCCUUUCAACUUUCGCUUAGGAGUAAUCAAAGUGUAAUUCGCAAAAGUUACCAAGUUCAGCCCCUUCACCACUUAAGCCUAAAGAGGAAGGCGCCAGCGAGGGGAGCACCAACAGUAUUCGCACGGCAUAUCACACAGCUAGACCGCGCAACGCCAAACAAUGUACUCUCCUAUAACACGCAAGCGUUGCUAGGUGAUGAAAAUGUGAAAUGCGGGGCUCUGGUGCUCCAGCCCGGAAAUAUCGGUAUUCUAUCAGCCUAG
This is a messenger RNA of Lindgomyces ingoldianus, 849 nucleotides long. RefSeq lists its product as uncharacterized. Bases 1 to 849 code for a protein of 282 amino acids. Lineage: Eukaryota; Fungi; Ascomycota; Dothideomycetes; Pleosporales; Lindgomycetaceae. The transcript has 8 exons. The record is from RefSeq and is a predicted model, not a curated record.